AUGCUUCCGUCUGGCAAGAUCGUGAUCCGCGAUAUCGAGCCGAUCUACCCGAGCUCGACAGCCACCGGGUUGGCGUAUACACGCUUCAACGAGGUGUGGACGAAGCUUCGCGCGUUCGAGCUCGUAGAAUACGACCGGGUUGCGUUGGUGGAUUCGGACAUGUUGGUGUUGCACAACAUGGACGAGCUGUUCGGCGAGCCGAACGUGUUUGAUCAUGCAAGUGGGGAGGAGUGGAUUGGUGCUAGUUGGGCGUGCACUUGCAAUCCGAAUCGAAUCGCUACCUACCCCGCUGAAUGGGUCCCCGAGAACUGCGGUUUCACACCUCAAACUCUCCCCACCGCUUCCUCCCUCUCGGACAUUCCUCAACCAAACCCGGACGCCUCUUCAUCCCCUUCGAAACUCAUCAACUCCGGCCUAGUCAUCCUCACCCCCUCCACCUCCACCAUGUCCUCCAUGAUCUCUACAAUCAAUUCCUCCCCUCUAAUCCCCACCUACCGUUUCCCAGAUCAAGACUUCCUCGCCACCUUCUUCUCCACCCCUACCCAUCGUAUUCGUUACCUACCGUACAUCUACAACGCCCUCAAAACCCUCCCCACCGUCCACCCUGCUAUAUGGUCCGAUUCCGACGCAAAGAACAUCCACUACAUCCUCGACAAACCUUGGACCUUAGGUAGACCCCAGGAAAAAGACAAGUAUGCCAAAAUUCACGCGUGGUGGUGGAAGGCUUUCGACAACGUCAGCUCGACAAGAGGUGGGAAAGGGCUGAGGAUCGAGGAUGAGGAUUGGAAGGACUGCGUGGAAAAGUACAUGACUUUGGAGUAA
Molecule: messenger RNA, 822 nt
Organism: Pseudozyma hubeiensis SY62
Lineage: Eukaryota; Fungi; Basidiomycota; Ustilaginomycetes; Ustilaginales; Ustilaginaceae
Product: glycosyltransferase
Exons: 1
Coding region: 1-822 (273 amino acids)
Molecular function (GO): glycosyltransferase activity
Source: RefSeq, a predicted model, not a curated record